GAAGCCCGAAGAUGAGGGGUCGACUUUGCCCACCUGGGGAGGUCAACUGGCCUGUCCCAAGUCCGACUUGGACGGCUUGGGAGUGCUCGUUAGACGUUAGUGUCGCUACGGCUUAGCAUUCUUUUCUCGCCUUCUCCUCUCCGAGCCACUCAGAUCCUGGGUCGCUUAAGUUUACAUAGUACGUGCACGAGAGGCACCUACAGCGCUGAGGUCAUCGCCCUCGUAUGAUACGUGCAGUCCUAGUGUCUUGCCUCUUCGCAUACACCCCUGCUCCUUUGCGACUGAUCCUCUAAGCGGGUCUGUCUCUCUUUUUUCUUCUUCUCCGGAACACCUCGCUUCGCCGUACGACUAGCUACGCUCGCUCUCCGAUAUCAUGAGUUCCGAGGAAGAGGUCCUGUCCGGACCGCCUGCCCCCGAGCUGCUCGACGACCGGAUCUGGGUCGAUGGGUGUUGGGAUUUCUUCCACCACGGCCACGCCGGGGCCAUGCUCCAGGCGCGCCAGCUCGGCACCGAGCUGUACGUGGGCGUGCACUCGGACGAGGCCAUCCUCGAGAACAAGGGCCCGACGGUGAUGAAUCUGCGGGAACGGCUUGCCGCCGUGGACGCUUGCCGCUGGGUCACCCGAUCGGUCGCCUACGCGCCGUACGUCACGCAGCUGAGCUUCAUAAGCCACUUCGGCUGCAAGUACGUGGUGCACGGCGACGACAUCACCUCCGACAGCAGCGGCGAGGACUGCUACCGCUUCGUCAAGGCCGCCGGCCGCUUCAAGGUCGUCAAGCGGACGCCGAGCAUAUCCACCACCGACCUCGUCGGCCGCAUGCUCCUGUGCACCCGAACCCACUUCAUAAAGUCACUGGAGAAGACCUUGGCCGGCCAGGAGGGCAGCGGCACCGAGGCCGAGAGGGCGGAGGAAGGAGCCGCCAUGACCGCCCGCAUCAGGCAGUACGCGACCGACGAGACCGGCAAGCGACCCGGCGCCGACGUCUACUUCUGGCACGCCUCUACCGCGGCCAAGAGCUCCGAUGCUGCGGGCGCUACAACGACAGAAGAGAGGGGAUCGUUCCGCCCUUUACUCAAGGGCUCCGGCCCGAAGCCCGGCCAGCGAGUGGUCUACGUCGACGGGGGCUUCGACUUGUUUUCCAGCGGUCAUAUCGAGUUCCUCCGCCAGGUCGUGCUGGCGGAGGAGGAUCUGGCGAGGACAGAGGGCUGGUACGACCAGCAGGCCGUCGACGAGCGCCGUGGCAAGGGAGACGAUUACGGCCCCGUCUUCGUCGUUGCUGGGGUUCACGAUGACGAGGUGAUCAACCACUGGAAAGGGGUCAACUAUCCCAUUAUGAACAUCUACGAGCGUGGCCUCUGCGUGCUUCAAUGCCGGCAUGUCAACGCUGUCAUCUUCGGCGCGCCAUUCUCGCCGACCAAGUCCUACCUGACGAGCUCUCCCUGGGGCACCCCCGACGCCGUAUACCACGGCCCGACAGCAUUUAUGCCUCUCUCGUACGACCCGUACACGGCGCCGAAGGAGAUGGGCAUCUUCCGGGAGGUGCCGAGCCACGAGUUCCAAGACGUCAACGCCGGCACGAUCGUGCAUCGCAUCAUGAAGAGCCGGGAUCUGUACGAGGAGCGGCAGAGGAAGAAGGGUGUGAAGGCCGUCGGCGAGGCCGCGCACCGCCAGAGGGAGAUACUGGAGGAGGAACAACGCCUCAAGGAAGAGGAGAGGGCCUCUGUCUAAAAAUUGCAGCACAGCCGGUCUGCUGCGGCAAGAGUUGGCCAACUCCAAUAUCAGGUAUUGUGAACGAGGGAGGAUGUGGCGACAAUGAUGGGCCUGGCCCGCCUCAAGGAGCUAAUUAACGACUGGGGCGCCCCUGAACCGAGUACGGUCUCCUGACGGCUCGAGUCAUGGCGGGAAAAAAAAGGAACAAAAAAAAAAACA
Messenger RNA from Durotheca rogersii, 1930 nucleotides. RefSeq names its product cytidylyltransferase. The coding region runs from base 374 to 1729 and encodes 451 amino acids. NCBI's taxonomy places the organism in Eukaryota, Fungi, Ascomycota, Sordariomycetes, Xylariales, Xylariaceae. Gene Ontology annotation, molecular function: ethanolamine-phosphate cytidylyltransferase activity. Gene Ontology annotation, cellular component: cytoplasm. The record is from RefSeq and is a predicted model, not a curated record. The transcript is spliced from 3 exons. Gene Ontology annotation, biological process: phosphatidylethanolamine biosynthetic process.